Messenger RNA from Sinocyclocheilus rhinocerous, 1470 nucleotides. RefSeq names its product eukaryotic translation initiation factor 4A2 (gene eif4a2). The record is from RefSeq and is a predicted model, not a curated record. The transcript has 8 exons. Bases 64 to 906 code for a protein of 280 amino acids. NCBI's taxonomy places the organism in Eukaryota, Metazoa, Chordata, Actinopteri, Cypriniformes, Cyprinidae. Gene Ontology annotation, molecular function: ATP binding; nucleic acid binding.
CGGCAUAUUCUGGCAGUAGCCCGAUUCAAGAUUCAGAAGGUUAUCCUGGCCUUGGGUGACUACAUGGGCGCUUCUUGCCAUGCCUGCAUUGGAGGCACCAACGUGCGGAACGAAAUGCAGAAACUCCAGGCGGAGGCUCCACACAUCGUCGUUGGCACGCCAGGCCGUGUGUUUGACAUGCUGAACAGGAGAUACCUGUCUCCCAAAUGGAUCAAGAUGUUUGUCCUUGAUGAGGCCGAUGAAAUGCUGAGUCGUGGGUUCAAGGAUCAAAUCUAUGAGAUUUUCCAGAAGUUAAGCACAAACAUCCAAGUUGUGCUGCUUUCGGCCACCAUGCCUGCUGAUGUGCUGGAGGUGACCACCAAGUUCAUGCGUGAACCUAUUCGCAUCCUGGUGAAAAAGGAGGAGCUGACUCUGGAGGGUAUUAAGCAGUUUUACAUCAAUGUAGAACGAGAGGAGUGGAAGUUGGACACGCUGUGUGACCUCUACGAGACCCUUACAAUCACCCAGGCUGUUAUCUUCUUGAACACGAGAAGAAAGGUUGACUGGCUGACUGAGAAGAUGCAUGCCAGAGAUUUCACAGUGUCUGCUCUGCACGGAGACAUGGAUCAGAAGGAACGAGACGUAAUCAUGAGAGAGUUCAGGUCUGGCUCUAGCAGAGUGCUCAUAACCACAGAUUUACUGGCUCGUGGGAUUGAUGUGCAACAAGUUUCACUUGUCAUCAACUAUGACUUGCCAACAAAUCGUGAGAAUUAUAUCCAUAGGAUUGGCCGUGGAGGUCGGUUUGGCAGAAAAGGUGUAGCCAUCAACUUCGUUACUGAAGAAGACAAAAGGAUUCUUCGAGACAUUGAGACGUUUUACAACACAACUGUUGAGGAGAUGCCCAUGAAUGUCGCUGACCUGAUUUAAACUUUGGAGAUUUUAAUGCGGGGAUAGCCGUUGAAUGAUCACUUCCAUUUGCGCUUAUUUUAUUGGAAGAAAAAAAACUUGCUCUCCUCAAUGCUGGCUGCGGAUCCGAAUUAAGAAUUCGAUACGUGACGUUGACUCGCUGUGUGGACUGUUGUAGACUCCAACCAUAUCAGUAUUUACUGGUGGUGGUAUUUACAAAACAUGGGUUCUUUACAUGUAUUCUUUUUCAGGUCUUUUUUCCCUAGUAUGUUCAAAAUAUACGUGUUGGAUGUUCUUCAUCGUUUAGUAACUUACUUGUGGACUAAAAGAUACAAGUGCUGCAUUAAGUCUGCCAAUUAUGUUAUGGUAACAUAUGUGUGCAGUUUAACUUGGUUCACUUCACCUAUUUAGUAAUAUAAAGGCACUUUUUAGUUUUGUGCAAUGUAUACUUUAAAUGUAUAUUGUUUUAUCAAGUACUUCAUUUUGUGAAGUCCUCUUCAAAGGUGGGUCUUAACGAUGUUCAAUGAUCCAUGUAGUGUUUGGUCCAUUUGACUAAAUAAAGAGGAUGAUUAUUCUGUCCGUGAA